Anarrhichthys ocellatus (wolf-eel) is the source of this 2021-nucleotide messenger RNA. It is a transcript of the gene m17, whose product is annotated as IL-6 subfamily cytokine M17. Bases 1268 to 1936 code for a protein of 222 amino acids. Gene Ontology annotation, biological process: negative regulation of neuron apoptotic process; ciliary neurotrophic factor-mediated signaling pathway; immune response. The record is from RefSeq and is a predicted model, not a curated record. Lineage: Eukaryota; Metazoa; Chordata; Actinopteri; Perciformes; Anarhichadidae. The transcript has 3 exons. Gene Ontology annotation, cellular component: extracellular region. Gene Ontology annotation, molecular function: cytokine activity; ciliary neurotrophic factor receptor binding.
UGGGCAUGCCUCUAAUGUAAACGCUGGCAGGAAUGCGACUGUAUAGUUUCCUUGAACUGUCGACAUCUGCGGCACCAUCUGCACAACCCUCUUUUAUCCCCUGGGGCAACUGGAAAGCCCCGAGGAUAGGCAGUAGAGUGGUUAGCCUUUACCUGCCGUAGUGCUGACAGUGUUGUGGUACGUCGAGUUCCCCCUGUCUUUUCUCAAGUAGUCAGUGGUUUGACAGAGUUGUGGCAUCUAGUGUGCAUGUCUGAAACAAAGACGAUAUCACCAUCAGAAAAACAUGGCAAUCGGGUCAGCUCUUAGUGAGCCGUGUGCUGACCUCUCGUUAACCCUGCGAUGCAGACAGCAGGCCAAACACAUCAUAGGGUGUCUCCAAGCAGAGGUGAUCAUCAUUUGUGGUGGUGACAAAGAUGAGAUUAGACAAGACAUGAAAAAUCCAGUUUGUGUUAUAUUCACAUUUGACAUAAUCCUCCUGGUCCCUCCUCACAUACUGCUUAAACUAAUCACUGGAGUGCCAUCAUAUGUCACAAUGAUGUCAUCCUCAGAAGCUUCAGAAGCUUGAACUUGUGAUGUGAUGACACUGACAUCUUGCCUACUUUAGCUACGCAGACCCUCCCUCUUUACGCACUUGUAAAAGUUUCUGAUUGAGAAAUGCAUUUCCUGUGACUUUGCCAGCUUCCUGCUUGAAAAUAUUGUUGCAAAAAGACAGCAUGGUCCGAGGAGCAGUUGGCAAUUGUUAUGACACAAUUCUACAUCAAAAUGAAGAGAAAGGUGGUGAAAACAGUUAAUAAGAAAAGUUUAUCACAGACUACUUUAUAGGGAUUAUUCUCUAUAAACUGUGUCAAAGUGUAUGCUGACCUCAGUGUUUAAAUCACUUUUACGCAUGCCUGACAUGGUUUUCUAAAUUCAGCGAUUUAAAUAUAUCACAUUUCUAGUAUAUUUUUCCAUGCUCAAAUAAAAAGGAAGUACCAUUAAAAAUACUCUGUGCUACACUACAUGGUCACUAAUAAUAAUAAUAAUAAUUAGACAACGUCCCUACAUGCCUGCUCUGUGACCAGACAUGUAGGAACGUGGCCCAUGUGUCUAAUAUAGAGGAAAGAGAAAAAAAAAUGCACAACUGACAUUCUGGGAAAUUUGGUUGCCUCACAAAGUGCACGUCAUUUCCUCCUGUGACAAAUGUGUGGUUUCUGUCUUUUGAAAAAAAGUUUUAAAGGAGUGUGAUUAUGAGGAGUCCGUGCAAUUCGCCUGUGAUUCUGAGAGGAGAAUGAAUGGUCAUGUAAAGAGUAUGCCUUUUCAACAGUUUAUGGAAAAAGCAACAACGUUACUCUCUCUCCUGCUGGUUAUGGCUGUUGAUUCAUCAAGAACUGUGGCAGCAAGCAGAAACCAGCAGUGUGGGAAUUCUCUGCUGCAGACUUUGAAGCUAACCAGACUGGUACAGAAGGAAUCUGUCGACCUAAUCAAAACAUAUAAAGCCUCUCAAGGAGAAAUGCCAGAGCUCAUCUGCAAGGUGUCCGUUAACAACGUCCCUGACCCCAACAUCUCCGGCCUGGAGCCGUCAGAGAGGCUAAUGAGCGUCUACACACAUCUCCAAGACUUCUUCCCACAUCUCAAACGGGUGUACGAGCAGCAGACAGACUUACAGUCACCCACGAGCCCGCUGCUGACGGACAUCAGCCGUGUCAACGCUAGCAGCAGGAACCUGGCUGCUCUCAUAAACGACUUCUAUCAGUGCCUCUUCCCAAACCUGCCUGUACCAGAGCCAGCAGGAGGGCCGACAACACUACCUCCAUCUCAGAACGUCUUCCAGCAGAAGGUCUACGGCUGUGUGGUCCUGAAGACCUACAAGGAGUUGCUGUCAAAUGUUUCUGGAGAACUGAGGACUCUAAAAAGCAAAGUUUCCAGAAGGAGGAUACAAAUGAACACACUUUUCUGAGGAUGACCUAAGGCUGGUCAGUUUUCAACAACAUAAUUAAAGACUUUAAAAGAUAAGUGAGUAUGAAGGUGGCUGGUACAUCAGU